Nilaparvata lugens (brown planthopper) is the source of this 2013-nucleotide messenger RNA. RefSeq names its product O-acyltransferase like protein. Gene Ontology annotation, molecular function: acyltransferase activity, transferring groups other than amino-acyl groups. NCBI's taxonomy places the organism in Eukaryota, Metazoa, Arthropoda, Insecta, Hemiptera, Delphacidae. The transcript has 12 exons. The record is from RefSeq and is a predicted model, not a curated record. The coding region runs from base 172 to 1923 and encodes 583 amino acids.
GAUUCAUGGGGGAAAUUUCCAUCCAGUGUGUUGCGAGGAAAUAUCAUCCAAUUUGGAAAUUUUGACCAGUGCAUAAGGACCAAUGAGCGUUACUGUCUUCUCACUCUCUCACUCCCUAAGCUGAAGGCAUUUGACCAUCUCAUUCACUCGCAUCAUAUCCUAGCCAGUACCAUGGAAGAUUCAGGCCACCGUGUCCCAGUAAGCUUCUCGUUGGUGCAGUGGGGUGUAUGUGUGCCCAGCUCUUGUGGGGCGACAGACAUUGAGUCAGCACUUCGCUCCAAUGUGGCUACACACGCUCAUGCAAGCGGGGUCGAAGUCAGGGUGGAAGACAAGAUGUGUCAAGCCAGGGUAGACCCUUUGCCUGCUCCCAAGUAUGGCAUGAGGAUUGCCUUAUUGGUGUUUGGCAUACUGAUAUCAUCAUGUAUAGCUGCCACGUUACUAGACAGUGAUAACUACAGAGCAAGGAGACCUAACAGUGCUCUGAUGUGUUUUUCUCUGAAGAAAAACUGGAAAAAACUGACAGACACUGAGACCAGCAAUGCAGAAGACAUCGACUGUCUGAAUGGAGUGAGAUUUAUGAGCGCUCUCGCUCUACUCUUCUCUCAUAAGCAGAUGGGUCUAAUGUUUCUGCCCUACAUCAACCGCACUGAUUUAGCUGAGAUAACUGGUAUGGCAUGGUCAACAAUUGGCAGAACAGCUAUUAUUCACACGGACGCUUUCAUAUUCAUGAGUGGUCUCCUAACUGCAAGAAGUUUUUUGAAUGAACUUAGCCGCAAAGGAAAACUGGACGUCAAAUCAAGAUUAAUCUCAAGAAUUUUCAGGCUGAGUCCCAACUUGAUGGCUGUAAUUCUGUUUGCCACAUGGAUAUUUCCGAAUAUCAACUGGGGUCCCCUCUGGCCUCAAGUUGUUACAACACACUCCCAACUCUGUCGCAAAUAUUUCUGGCGAAAUAUGCUCUACAUUCACAAUUUCUUCCCCUUUGAAAAGAUGUGUCUCACUCACACCCAUCAGUUGGGUAUGGACAUGCAGCUAUUCAUAGCAUCUCCUCUCCUUGUCUACUGUAUGUGGAGGUGGCCCAAGAGAUCGGUGCUAGGCUUACUAACGGCUGCAUCCUUAUCAACCAUGUUUAGAUACAACGCAACCAUUGAACACAAUCUCAGUCCUAUUGUGCACUAUGGAGUGUCAAUAGCCCAGUUGAUGAGGACUGCAGAUUUGUCUUAUAUCCGGCCAACACACAGAGCUACUGUUUAUAUAAUGGGAAUUUUCUUUGCCUAUUACCUGCAUUUGAGAAGGAAUCAGCCACCACUUAUUAUGUCUAAGAUGACAGUAGCAUUUGGAUGGCUGUUUGGUCUUACAUUGGGACUUGUGGUGUUGAUUGGUCCCUACAACACGGCUCUCCUGGGAUAUGUUUAUGAUCCAGUUGAAGCAGCCAUCUACUCAGCCUUCUCUCCCAUUCUAUGGUGCACAUUUAUCUCAUGGGGAGUGAUGGCUUCUCAUUAUGGUUACGGAGGUUGGUUUGGAAAGUUUCUGUCGUGGAAAUAUUUCAAAGUGUUCACUCGACUGGCCUAUGCCAUCUACUUGACUCAGUUUCCAGUUUUCUUCUACAAUGUUGGAACAACUAAGGCGGCUCUAUAUUAUUCAUCACUCGAUUUGUUUAAUUUCAGUGAAUUCGGUGUGAUUGUUUUCCUAUCAGUUGCACUCACAUUAUUGGUUGACCUGCCGUUCCAGAAUUUACGAAGAGUUUUGCAAUCAAGAAAAGCAGCCAACACCAAAGAAAACCUUGUUGAAAAAUGUGACUCCAGUGAGGCAGUCUUCUCGAAAAACACGGGAAACGCUACAAAUGACAAUGAAGCAGCUAUAAACAGAGAUUCAGACCUCAGAAGGAGACAAGGCUCGAUAAGGGACAUUGGAACCAAUCUAUAAAUAAUUGAACCUGAUAUUAGAUUUUAGUUUAGCUUGUAAGUUAUUGAACACUAUUUUUAAAAUUUGUAAAAUAAAACCAUACGACUGAGA